Molecule: messenger RNA, 951 nt
Organism: Homalodisca vitripennis (glassy-winged sharpshooter)
Lineage: Eukaryota; Metazoa; Arthropoda; Insecta; Hemiptera; Cicadellidae
Product: collagen alpha-1(I) chain-like
Exons: 2
Source: RefSeq, a predicted model, not a curated record
AUGCCCGGGGGUCAACACGCCCGUCCGAGAGGUACCGGGGGCUCAACACCCCGUCCGGGUCCCCCGGGCUCAACACGCCCCUGCAGGGGUGUCGGGGGGGUCAACACGCCCUCCGACGAGGUACCCCGGGGGGUCAACACACCCCUCCGGGUUUUCCCGCGGGCUCAACACGCCCAUGCGGGGUGUCGGGGGGUCAAACGCCCGCCGACAGGUACCGGGGGCUCACACGCCCCCUCCGGUGUCCGCGGGGUCAACACGGCCCCUGCGGGGGGUCGGGGGCUCAACACGCCCGCCGACGAGGUACCCGGGGGCCAAACGCCCGUCCCGGGGCCCGCGGGCUCAACCCCCCCCAGCGGGGGUGUCGGGGGCUCAAAACCCCGUCCCCACGAGUACCGGGGCUCAAAACCCCCCGUCCGGUACCGGGGGCUCAACACGCCCGCCCCGGUUUCCCGCGGGCUCAACACGCCCAGCGGGAGUGUCGGGGGGCUCAACACGCCCGCCGACGAGGUACCGGGGCUCAACACCCCCAUCCGGUGUCCCCCCGGGGGUCAACACGCCCAAGCGGGGGUGUCGGGGGCUCAACACCCCGUCCCACGAGGUACCGGGGGGCCAACACGCCCAUCCGGUGACCCGCGGGCUCAACACGCCCAUCGGGGGGGGGUCGGGGGUAAAAACGCCCUCCGACGAGGUACCGGGGGCUCAAAACGCCCAUCCCGGGGUCCCGCGGGCUCAACACCCCCUGCGGGGGUGUCGGGGACUCAACACCCCCGUCCGACAAGGGCCGGGGCUCAACACCCCUUUCCGUGUCCCCCGGGUCAACACGCCCAGCGGGGGUGUCGGGGGGUCAACACGCCCGUCCGACAGGGGCCGGGGCUCAACACCCCGCCGGUGUCCGCGGGGGUCAAACCCCCCUGCGGGGGGGUCGGGGGCUCAACACGCCCCUCCGACAAG